UAUCGUCUUCUAGCACUAUUUAACUAUCCUUACCCAUGCAACUGCAUUUUGUGGAAAUGUAAUCCCUUCAUUUCUAAAUAUUUGUACAUAUGGGAUUGUCCGAAGUUAAAUUUGCCAAAUUUUACUGAGUUUGUAGAUAAAGACACCGACAUAUUUAAUACUCCGUACUAGACAAAUAUAUGUUCGCUAGACCAUGGUGACAUCCUCGCUAGCCCAGCCGACCACAUGCACAUGCCAUGGCCCCCUGAGCAACAUUAUGGUCCUCUCCAAAAAAAAAAAGAGCAACAUUUUGGUUGGGCCGGGAUUGUUUCCCGGCCUAGGUGACCCACGUGGAUCGGGCCCCAAAUCGGGCCGGGCUGGGGACAACCGAACAGAGUCUGAGGUGUGAGUUUCACUCCAAGAUCUGACCUGAAAUUCAUAGCAACGAUUUCCUCUGCCGUGGGGAGACUUGGAGUCUGCUCCCGCGCCGUUCGUCUGCAAUUCUGUGCUGUGGCCAAGCCGUCAAGGUCCACUUUGCUGUCUAUGUCUGUAUUAUUGUCAGUCUAGACUUUACCUGCCACAUUAACUCCUUAAGGGUGAUGAGUGCCUAACUUUGAUUACAUGGACAGAAAAUUCUGCACCACACAACCACGGUCUGAAGAACCAUACAGGAAAGGACCAUGCAUAUCUGUAUCUGUGUGCUACUUUCUUCCCUUAACAGACACAAGCAGAGGGAGGAACGGCCUGAUGGCUACGCACUGUAUUUCCUUCUUCUUCCUCCUAUUCUUGAGUUCAUCCUGCAAAUCCGAUGACCAGCUCACAUAUGCAAAGCCACUCACUCACGAUGAUAUACUCAUCUCCAAGGGCGGGGACUUUGCUCUUGGCUUCUUCUCCCCAACCAGCUCCAACAAGAGUUUCUACCUUGGCAUAUGGUACCACAGCAUCCCCGGACCACUCACCGUCGUGUGGGUCGCCAAUCGAGACAAGCCAAUCAGCAGCCCUUCGUCUGCCAUGCUCGCCAUCACCAACGGUUCCCGGAUGGUACUGUUCGACUCCGAAGGUCACGAUAUUUGGACGACCACAAGCAAUACUGUCACUGGAGGGUUCGAAGCUUCCGCGGUGCUACUCAACUCGGGGAAUUUUGUUCUCCGACUGUCAAAUAGCACGGAGAUAUGGCAGAGCUUCGAUCAUCCGACCGACACAAUACUUCCAAACAUGAGAAUUUUGGUGAGUUACAAGGGACAAGUCGUCGAACGUCUCGUUGCUUGGAAGGGACCGGAUGACCCGUCCACUGGGGACUUCUCAUGUAGCACUGACCCUAGCUCACCAACCCUGCAGAGGAUAGUUUGGAAUGGGACCAUGCCGUAUUGCCGUGGCAACGUGCUGAAUGGCGUGUCGGUUUCUGGUGGUGCAUACCUAAGCAACGCCAGUUCCUUCGUGUAUGAAACGUCCAUGAGUGAAAUUUAUUCAUGGCAAAAGGGUGGAAAUGAAGUUGCCGUCAAAAGGCUUAGCAAGGGUUCUGGACAAGGUACACUGGAGUUCAGAAAUGAAGUAGUUCUAAUUGCCAAACUGCAGCACAAGAACCUAGUAAGACUUCUUGGCUGCUGCAUGCAUGAAGAUGAGAAGUUACUCAUCUACGAAUACUUACCUAACAAAAGUUUAGAUGCGUUUCUUUUCGAUGUUGCACGGAAAUAUGAGCUUGAUUGGUUGACACGGUUCAAAAUAAUUAAAGGAAUAGCAAGAGGCCUUCUUUAUCUCCAUCAAGAUUCAAGAUUAACAAUAAUUCAUAGAGAUCUCAAAGCAAGCAACAUCUUGUUGGACAAAGAAAUGAUUCCCAAAAUUUCAGAUUUUGGUAUGGCAAGAAUAUUUGGUGCAAACCAGAACCAAGCAAACACUAUCCAUGUCGUUGGGACAUAUGGUUACAUGUCACCUGAAUAUGUGACAGGAGGUGCCUUUUCUACAAAAUCGGACACUUAUAGCUUCGGUGUUCUUCUCUUGGAGAUUGUUAGUGGCUUGAAGAUCAGCUCACCUCAGCUUAUACCGAACUUCUCUAGCCUUAUAACUUACGCAUGGCGAUUAUGGGAAGACGGAAAAGCAACUGAAUUGGUGGAUUCUUCGGUUGUUGAUAGCUGCAAGAUUCAUGAAGUUCUACGGUGUAUUCAUGUGGGACUCUUAUGUGUUCAAGACCGUCCUGAUGAUCGGCCACUUAUGUCAUCUGUUAUGUUUGCAUUAGAGAACGAAAGUGCGGUGCUUCCAGCUCCAAAGCAACCAGUAUAUUUUUCUCUGUGUAAUUACGAAGAUGGAGAGGCAAGGGAGAGCAUGGAGAAUUCUGCCAAUGCAAUGAGUAUCACAAAACUCGAGGGACGUUAGAUAUUUUAUAAUCUAGUCUAUGUGAAAUUUAGGAUAAAUUUACUCUUUGUCGACUUAACUUUUGCUUAUGUAGUUGUAAUACUUGUGAGUUCUAUUGUGUGGGAACAGCUGUUAAUAAUUAGGCGGAGCCACUGUCAAGAAAAGGGAGCUCUGCCCCUGUACUGGUCCUCGAUAUAUGCUACUGAUAUGUAUACAUCUAUUUUUGGCAUAUGGUUACGUUAGAGAACGAAA
Messenger RNA from Brachypodium distachyon (stiff brome), 2580 nucleotides. Its product is annotated as G-type lectin S-receptor-like serine/threonine-protein kinase B120. NCBI's taxonomy places the organism in Eukaryota, Viridiplantae, Streptophyta, Magnoliopsida, Poales, Poaceae. The transcript has 5 exons. The record is from RefSeq and is a predicted model, not a curated record. Gene Ontology annotation, molecular function: ATP binding; protein kinase activity. Gene Ontology annotation, biological process: protein phosphorylation. Bases 601 to 2349 code for a protein of 582 amino acids.